This is a messenger RNA of Thunnus maccoyii (southern bluefin tuna), 1545 nucleotides long. It is a transcript of the gene plcxd1.2, whose product is annotated as PI-PLC X domain-containing protein 1. Bases 448 to 1401 code for a protein of 317 amino acids. Lineage: Eukaryota; Metazoa; Chordata; Actinopteri; Scombriformes; Scombridae. Gene Ontology annotation, molecular function: phosphoric diester hydrolase activity. Gene Ontology annotation, biological process: lipid metabolic process. The record is from RefSeq and is a predicted model, not a curated record. The transcript has 6 exons.
AUCUUUCUCACCUUCUUGUUUGACACUUGCUUGCCCCGCCUCCUCCGACACGUCACAGCAACGAAGCACCGGGCUGUUGUGAAAAAGCAGUUUGUCUUCUUUGAGGAGAAAUGUGUCAAGUGUGAAUGAAGUGUGACAUCACUUGCCUUGGCAUUUUUCAGACAUAGGACACUGUUGCCUUUUACGUCGCAGGGCGUGAACGCGAACUUAUAAGUCCUUAAAAAUGCAGUUGUUGUUAUUAGGACGGAGCCAACAACGCAGAUGAAUCAGGAAACACAAAGUUUAGUCUCCCCCCUCCUCCUUUGUUCAAUUUGUGGUCGAUCAUUUAAAGGAAUUGGAUAAAGGAAGUGGUAUUGAUCAUAUGAUGACUUGCGCGAACAGGAUUCUCAGAUCCAUAAGUUCAGUUUUCAGUGAGUCUCCUGAAGGUCUGUGACUGACUUGUCCGACAUGGAUUACAGCUGCCAGGACUGGAUGUCAUCUCUACCCGAGGAGCUGUGGGACGUUCCUCUGACAGACCUGGCCAUACCUGGGAGCCAUGAUGCCAUGAGCUACUGUCUGGAUAUAAACUCCCCCUUGGUCAGGUCUGAAUCAGACUGCUUCAGGCUCCUGGAUGGAGUUUUCUACUGCUUUACAAGACCUGCCAUUUUUAAAUGGGCUACAACACAGGACAAAAGCAUUGAGGAGCAACUUUCGAUGGGCAUUCGGUUCUUUGAUCUCCGCAUUGCACACAAGCCUGACGACAUCUCCAAUGACCUGUAUUUCACACACGUCAUAUACACACAUUUAACAGUCUUGGAAACACUGUCAUCUGUUGCCACGUGGCUGAAGUCUCACCCAAAGGAGAUUGUUAUCCUUGCUUGCAGCCAUUUUGAGGGAAUCAGCGACGGACUCCACGAAUCAUUCAUUUUAUCCCUGAAGAAGCUGUUCGGCUCAAAACUUUGCCCCCGAAAGGAGUCAGUCCUGACCUUGCGCAGUCUGUGGGCAUCUGGUUACCAGGUCCUGCUGUCCUAUGAAUCCCAAACUGCAGUGAGACAUCAGGAGCUGUGGCCUGCCAUCCCCUACUUGUGGGCCAAUAAGCGCACAGCUCAAGGAGUGAUCAGUUACCUGGAGUGGAACAAAGACCUCGGGCGUCCAGAUGGCUUCUUCAUCUCUGGCCUGAACCUGACAGCUGAUAGGAAUUACAUCACCAUGAACCCAAAGCAGUCCCUGCGGACGCUGACCUUCAGUAAUUGGGAGUAUUUGAGGAAAUGGCUGGAGGAGCAGAUACCUGGGUCGGACCCCAAGAGCCUCAACAUCAUUGCAGGAGACUUUGUGGGUCCACUUCCACUCUGUUCUCUGGUCAUUGCACUGAACCAAAAACUUCUACGAAAGAACAGCAGUCAGAAUAAAAAGUGUUAUUAGCUGCUGUGGAUGUGUAAUUCCAUGGGGACUGAUCCCAAGAUAGCUACUGAAACAUAUACCUCAUUGCCACUUUUCUAUAUUUCUGUCAAUUUAAAUGUCUACUUUGUGAGUUUUAACUGAAAGAGAUGGUUUGAAAGAAAUCUA